Helobdella robusta is the source of this 2429-nucleotide messenger RNA. RefSeq lists its product as hypothetical. Gene Ontology annotation, cellular component: cytosol; membrane. The transcript has 13 exons. Gene Ontology annotation, biological process: intracellular protein localization. Lineage: Eukaryota; Metazoa; Annelida; Clitellata; Rhynchobdellida; Glossiphoniidae. The record is from RefSeq and is a predicted model, not a curated record. The coding region runs from base 169 to 2055 and encodes 628 amino acids. Gene Ontology annotation, molecular function: protein kinase binding.
AGGACAGAGACGACUUGUACAACUUUCUCGUCAGCAACAAGAUAUUGACCAAUCUGAAGCAACCAAGUCACAACCAGCUGCAGUUGCUCACUCGUGAUUGGCUCUCAGGUUCGAUGACUAACUUUACAUACCUAAUGAGCUUGAAUAAAUUAUCUGGAAGGAGCUUCAAUGACGUCAUGCAGUAUCCCUUGCUGCCUUUUGUUUUGUCAGAAUUCAGCUCGUCGCAUCUGGAUCUCAAUGAUCCUUCCAAUUAUCGGCAAAAACAUUUGCGCACAAACUCCAACACAGGAAGAAAAGAGAACUGCCAUGUACAAUGCUCUGGAGAGCCUCAUAACCACCACCGAUAGUUUGUCGAAUGUUUGCCACCGACCCUACCACAGCCACAACUUUGUGUCGAACGCAGCCGUCGUGUAUCAGUACAACCUUCGUCUGCCCCCAUUCACACAACUCUUCGUUCAGUUUCAAGGAGGAAAGUUUGAUUGUCCUGACCGAGUCUUCAACAGCAUCAAGGAAAUGUACAGGUUUGUGACGACUGGCAUCAACAACGACGCCAAGGAACUUCUACCGGAAUUCUUCUACUUGCCAGAGUUCCUGGUUAAUUCUGAAGGUUUCAAUCUUGGAAGGACGCACAACGGUCACGAAGUUGAUGACGUCAUCUUGCCACCGUGGGCUAAGGGCGACCCUCGCUUGUUUGUGCUGGUUCACCGACAGGCCCUCGAAAGUCAGAUGGUCGUCAACAACUUGGCCGCUUGGAUCGACCUAGUGUUUGGUUACAAACAAGCUGGCGAGGCUGCUAAAGAAGCUUUCAAUGUUUAUCAUCCGAAUGCCUACUUCAGUACAUUAUCUUCGAUAGAUCCUGAUGAUGAGACAAGGUUAAGAGCGGUCAUCUCUCAAGUGAGGUCCUGCGGUCAGGUGCCCAAGCAACUCUUCCACCAAGCUCAUCCACUGCCCAACAUCAAGUCUGUUUCCAACGUUUUCAACACUGCUGCUUUCAGAACGAUAUCGCCCUUGGAUACAGUGUCGGGUCUGAGAUGGGGUAACUACGUGGGCUCCCCAGAGCAGGUGCAUCCGCACGUCGUGUGGAUCAAACAUUACAAUCAUCCGAUUGAUAGGCUGGUCUGUGCCGGCAGGAUGAAGCUGUUUGUGGUCAGUGGCACUAUGGACCUACUUCUUAGGAAUAACGGCGCUGAGUGGUCAGCGUUGAUAUGGAGAGACGGUGACGGAUACCUAAAUGUGAAGAACUGUCCACCGGGCAAGAGAGUCUCCAUCAGCUGGCCGUUCAAUUAUGCCCAGAUAACAUGCACGUAUCCAGUGGUGAGCGACCAAGUGUUCUUUUUUGGCACCCAGUUAGGGUUGAUCUAUGCCUGCAAAAUGCCAGAGCAAGAGGCCUUCAGUGUCUCGAAGGAGAAGAAACAGCAAACCCUCUACCCCUACCACCAAUUCACGACGCUGGUUGGCCACUCGAGUUACAUCACGGACAUGAAGGCCUGCGAAGCUUUCAGGAUGCUCUACAGCUCCUCGGCCGAUGGAAACAUUAUCUUCUGGGAUCUCAACAGAUUGUCCUACAUACGCUCAGUUCGAGACCACAAGACUCAAGUCGAGAUGAUCUGUAUAUGCACGACAACGGCAGACCUCGCCUCCGUCAGUUACCUGCCAGCAGACAAAGAAGCGAGCAGACGACGUGGAAGUGAUGACGUCAGCAGCCUCAUCAUGCUGCAUACCAUCAACGGAAAGAAAGUAUCUCAACAGCUAUUGGUCAGUGAGAAGGUCACGUGCUUGACCUUUUCGUCGAGAGAGGAGGGUAGAUCGGUCAACGUGUUGGUGGCUGCCACUAUGUCUGGAGUUUUGAGAUUGUACAGUUCUUGGGACCUGAUGUUCGUCAAGGAGGUCAGGCCUUUCAUUGAUCCGAUGCGCUCUUCCUUGUCACCGAUCAGAUUGAUAACGUACUGUUGCGACGACAAGUACCUGGUUGGCAGCACAUUCGACAACGUCAUCUUCAUCCUGGCUGCCUCUCCCGAUGACGACCUCAAACAAUUAUCUCUCAUCUAUGUAUAAAGUCCAACAACUAAGGUCUCCCUCUUGUAAAAAAAUCUAUGAUUUUCAUCUUACACCAAACUCCACUUAGGUGCUUUUAUAAACUGGUCGCCCUGUUUAAAAUUUAAUGAAACUUUUUAAUCCUUUACAGUCUAUUUAAACUGAUUUAUUGUUGAUUUUAGUCAAUUUUAGAAGUUUUCAACAUUUUAACGAUAUGUUUGAUUAAUUUUCAUGCGUCGUAAAUUAGACAGCAGCUUCAUCCUGUCCUGUCUUCAUCACAACUCUUUAUUAUCGCUUCGAUCAUUUUUUAUUGACUCAUUUCACAACUUUGUUACCCACAAAACAUUACCGACAAUGAACCAAUUAGAAUCAAGUUAGUGAUGAAUACAACCAAU